AUAGAAAGCUCAGAAGCCCCUCUCUCUCUCUAGUUUCGCAUUGCAGCUCGAUUUCAAUUUUCACCUGCAGAGUUGCAGACUUUCUUCUCUCUCAGCUCAGCAAUGAAGGGCGUCUCUGAUCCUUCUUCUCUCGUUCGCCUCAACAUUGGCGGGAAGAAAUUUAGAACAACAUUAGAUACGUUGACUCAGCGUGAGCCGGAUUCGAUGCUUGCUGCAAUGUUUAGUGGCCGGCAUACCUUAUGCCAGGAUCCUGAGGAGGGAUCUGUCUUUGUGGACAGGGAUGGGAAACAUUUUCGACACAUUCUCAAUUGGUUAAGGGAUGGAAUAGUUCCAACUCUUUCGGACUCUGAGAUUGCAGAGCUUCUGCGGGAGGCAGAGUAUUAUCAGCUGCUCGGACUUAUAGAUGGAAUCAAUGAUGUGAUAAGUAAAAAGAAGGAAGAUGAGGAACUUGAGUCAGAACUGAAGCGUGUUGAUAUUAUCAAGUGUAUACAGUCUGAGAAAGUUAGACUGCGUGGGGUUCACCUUUCUGGCCUUGAUCUUUCUAAGCUGGACCUUUCAUAUGUAGACUUCAGCUAUGCGUGUCUUAAAAAUGUGUUCUUCUCACGUGCAAACCUUCAAUGUGCUAAAUUUCGGGACGCAGAUGCUGAGGGCUCAAUUUUUCAUAAUGCAACUUUGCGAGAAUGUGAAUUUACUGGAGCAAACCUUCGAGGGGCCUUAUUAGCAGCUGCAAAUCUCCAGAGUGCCAAUUUACAAGAUGCCUGUUUGGUAGAUUGCAGCUUCUGUGGAGCAGACUUACGCUCUGCACACCUUCAGGGUGCUGAUCUAACUAAUGCGAACUUGGAGGGAGCUAAUCUCGAAGGAGCUAAUUUUAAGUUUGAUUUACAUCCUGACCCUUCCCGGGGACUUUGUGGUCUAGGGUGCAAAACUUACAAAUGCCAAUUUGAAGAGUGCAAACCUACAACGAGCCUAUUUGCGACAUGUGAACCUUCGAGAAACGCGUUUGGAAGGUGCAAAGCUUGAUGGGGCAAAUUUACUGGAUGCAAUCAGAUGAACAAGUAUUAAAGGUGUAUGAUUCAAGGAAUAUCGCUAUGCUCUUAUGGAUGUGGUAUGUACAUAUAGUGUCAUUUUAUUUCCCUGUUCCAUAAUAAUAAUAAUUAUGUGAGCUUAAUCUAAGCCGAUGCUUAGUACACAUUAUUGACCUAAUUUACCCAAUCAUUUCACUGUUUCUUGCUCCAAAUCUCUACACAUGCCUGUAUAUAUUGUUCGAUUUCGGUCAUCUCUCGUGGACUGCAGUCCCAAUUUGCUGCUGUUUCAUAGCUCUCAAUAUGGCUCAUUCCAUGCCUAUUGUGAAGUUAUGUAAUAGUAUGCUAGCUUCAUAUUGAUAGUUAGAACGACGAGAUGUUGGGAAAUCCAAAUAGAUCUUUUCUUAGGCAA
Momordica charantia (bitter melon) is the source of this 1434-nucleotide messenger RNA. RefSeq names its product potassium channel tetramerization domain-containing protein / pentapeptide repeat-containing protein (gene FIP2). NCBI's taxonomy places the organism in Eukaryota, Viridiplantae, Streptophyta, Magnoliopsida, Cucurbitales, Cucurbitaceae. Gene Ontology annotation, molecular function: protein binding. The record is from RefSeq and is a predicted model, not a curated record. Gene Ontology annotation, biological process: protein homooligomerization.